AAAUAAAAACCCUAAAAUUGGAGAACGAAUAGUUGAGAUCGCCGUUUGGAUCGGGUUUCUCUGAACCCAUCGGAAAGCUGAAAAGAAAAAAAGAGAUCUGAAGAGAGAAGAACAAAACUGAGUUUCUCUCCUUUCCAACCUUGUACUUAUGUCCGAAUGAAAUUAUUAGUUACGCAAAAGGAAUGACGAGUAGCUCGUCAUCUAAGAAACAAGCUCAAGAUCCGCCUGAAACCUCCGAGCCCACUUUGAAAUCCCUCAGAACCAAGAUGACCAAAUCCGACGAAAAGAAGAAGCUUAAAGACAUUGAGAUAAGCGUUCCACUUGUGUAUGGCAACAUUGCUUCCUGGCUUGGCAAGAAGGCUAGCGAAUACCAAUCUCACAAAUGGUCUGUAUAUGUUCGUGGGGCAACUAACGAAGACAUCAGUGUUGUAAUAAAGAAAGUUGUCUUCCAGCUUCACUCUAGUUUCAACAACCCCACAAGAGUCAUCGAGGAGCCUCCAUUCGAGGUUUCCGAAUCUGGCUGGGGAGAAUUCGAGAUUGCUAUUACAUUGCAUUUCCACAGCGACGUCUGUGACAAGCCAUUGAGUUUAUAUCAUCACUUAAAGUUAUACCCAGAAGAUGAAUCAGGUCCUUUGACUAUGAAGAAGCCUGUGGUUGUGGAACACUACGACGAGAUUGUGUUUCCUGAUCCUUCUGAAAGUUUUCUUUCCAGGGUUCAGAAUCACCCCGCUUUGACGUUUCCUAGACUACCCUCUGGUUACAACUUGCCUGCUCCUAUGCAAGUUGAUGAUAACGGGAAAAAGAAGAGAGGUGAUACUAAAGAUCAUAGCUUGGGACAAUGGUUCACGAGCUUCUCUGAAGCUGAUGAGUUGUUACAGCUUGCGGCUGCUCGUCAACAGGUUCAAGCUCAUAUUGCUAAACUCAGGCGACAAAUAAGUUUGCUCGAGGGACAGAAUCAGACCAUCAAAACAGGUUCUGAUCCGUGAAGUUGUUGCCAGUUUCCAUUGAGUUGCUUUGUUGUAACAUUAAUGUGUACCAGUAUUAGCUUAGAGUUCGUACCAUUCCUUUCAUUUUGUAUUUGAUAAAAAUAAAAAAAAGAUUAGUUGAAAAAACCCUCUAGGGUGAUUCU
This is a messenger RNA of Brassica oleracea var. oleracea, 1129 nucleotides long. RefSeq names its product transcription initiation factor TFIID subunit 14b. The record is from RefSeq and is a predicted model, not a curated record. Gene Ontology annotation, biological process: regulation of DNA-templated transcription. NCBI's taxonomy places the organism in Eukaryota, Viridiplantae, Streptophyta, Magnoliopsida, Brassicales, Brassicaceae. The coding region runs from base 183 to 986 and encodes 267 amino acids. The transcript has 6 exons.